Molecule: messenger RNA, 2995 nt
Organism: Somion occarium
Lineage: Eukaryota; Fungi; Basidiomycota; Agaricomycetes; Polyporales; Cerrenaceae
Source: the annotation of a GenBank genome assembly
ACCAGCAUGAACUUGUGUACAAAUGUUUCCCCUUGACACUGAAAGUUACUAGUACCUCGCACAGGAGCACUUUUGCUAUGUUCAUUGAAACCUCUACGAUAGCAUGGUCGCUGGUUCAACAUUCCCUACUCUACUGAUAUUGUGCUGCACGCUAGGGAUGCGAAUGCUGUACGGAUAAGGUAGUUAUUGGCGACUGCUUAAGAUUGGCGAAUUCUGAGCACGAGUUCUCUCACGCCUGGUAGAAUUUCCCGCUCGGACAUUGUACCAUACCAUCGGCGGACUGUGGCGCAAGUCCCCUUCUCUCAAGCUGAUCUCAUAUAUUGUGUAUCUUCGCAUCCUUUCUAACAAGGCGAGGUAGGCAUGAAGAAGUCGAGGAGAUUUCCAGUUCCCAAGACUGUGGCUCGCCUGUCAUGUAUCGGGACGAAUAGUCAAACGUCGUCAACUACGCCACAACCUCCAGUAAGUGCUUUCUCAAAGCUUAGAGCCGGCUGUUUAUCUCUAUAUGCUUCGACUCAGGUGGCUUCUGUGGCAUCGACACGACGCGAGAUAACACAGCCUACAAGUCCAGAUGCGCCACGCCAGCUGGUUCAGGACUCAGACGGAGAUAGGUCUUUACCUCUGUCUAAGUUGAAGAAACUCAACGAAUCGCUUGAUAACGGGCCUAGUGUUUCUUUCAACGUCAAACCUGAAGCUUCAAAGGAGACCGCCGCUGCUUUGAAGUUGAAGACUGUACUGUCCUCAACUGCCGGUAACACCGAACCUAUUCCGGAAUCAGAUGCUUGGAUUGAACUGGACAAGAGAUACAAGCAAAAUGAUCAGAUAAUGGUCAAGAAAUGGAAUGACGAAAUAGAGACGUUGCUUAUUUUUGCCGGUUUGUUCUCUGCGGUAGUGGCAUCUUUCAACAUCGAGGCGUACAAGAUGUUGUUACCGGAUUCCAACGAGAUGACAAACCUUUUGUUACAACAAAUAUCCUCGCAGCUCGCCAGUUUCACUGUCAAUUCUGGUUUUCUGAAUUCGACGCACAUUCCUGUGGUCCCUCAGAUCAACUUCGAACCAUCCUCGGUUGCUGUCAGGGUCAACACUUACUGGUUCUGCAGCCUCGUCUGCAGUUUGAUUGUUGCAUCUUUGGGAAUGCUUGUGAAGCAAUGGCUUCGUCAAUAUACGGACGGUCAUCAGACAUCCCCUAAAGAGCGAACAUGCGUAAGAGAGCUUCGCUUCCGUGCACUGACACGCUGGGGCGUUUUCGGCUUAAUGGCGUCGCUUCCAACAAUAUUACAACUCGCCCUUAUCCUCUUCUUCCUAGGACUGAUGGAAUACCUAAACUCCCUGCACCCUACGCCCUUCUAUGUCGUCUCUACACUUGUUGGGUUGUGGUUGUUAGCUCACCUAGUCACCACCGUCCUCCCCACCAUUCGCCCUACGUGUCCGUACAAAUCCCCCCAGGCAUUACUUCUCUAUGCAUCAUGGUCCAAGCUCAUCCGCAGAAAGCCACUCUCAUCACCUUCGUUGCCUUUCUUCUCAUGGGGGCUUAGUGAUCAGGAGAUGGAGCUUGACAGCACACUGGAGAAGGAAACUCUGGUUACAGCAGAUGCUACGUUCCCUGACAACCACUUCCUGGAGAAAACCAUUGGACGAUGCCUCCGAGAUUUAUCGCCAUCUAAUGGUAUAGAUUGUAUCCGUCAGAUUCUCUUGCAGCGUGUUCAAGCGCGGAAGGACCAUGGCACAUUCGAGAACACCGAAGUCCGAAUAUGGAAUAUCUCUGCGAAGAGCUUGACUUCCGUGCUGAAGCUGUUGAUCGACACGUUGGAUCAGAAGGUCGGUUCGAACAUAGUCUACAGCCGUGUACCGGAAUGGAUUCUGGAUACGUUGCGAUUCUUCAAUCGUGCUGCAAGAAGGCUCCCUCAUAUUCUGGAUGGUGCUCUGGGCGGACAGUUAACUCAGGUGUUGUUGAAGCUGGUCUCUCAUUCUCAGCCUUUGAUAUCUAUGAGCGCUCUCUUGGUUCUUGAAACGAAACCUGACCUGUGUAAGAUGGACUGUAUAUCACCUGACUGGCCUGUAUCCAUCUUUUGCCAGGUAUUGGACAAUAUCGACGAAUUCGCACGGGAUCCGGGGGAAACUCGUCCUCCUACAAUUCCAAUGGAACCCCUCGCAUUAUGUGCUGCGACACUUGGUUUAGCCACUCACGUGCGGAUUUCUGACCCAUCUGAGGCUGACACGCUAAAGAAAACCUUGACGAAAACGUUACACUCCAUGGCCAUCAGUCAUGCGGCAGAGAAGCAGAAGGUAGCUUAUCAGGAGCAUGUGUUGCUGUGUGCGGAAUAUUACAACAAGCUGGAGACAUCUUUGCCCAGUUUUGACGUUGAGCUCCAGGAUUUGAAGCUAGUUCUGGACAUCAAACGAGGGAUGGCAAAACUUAAAUUAUAAAUGGUAAGCGCCGCCCUUUGCGUCUCUUCCGACGGAUGAGCACCAUUUGGCCAAACACCGAUUGUAUUAUAGUGGUAUAUAUUCCCUGUGAAGUGUCCUGACAUUUGGAAUGAAGAGUUGUGCAGAUGGCGCUACACGUAGUAUCACCGGCGACGCACAUCGUCUAUAAAUCCUAUGAAAUCGAAAUUCCUUGCCUGUCUACAAUUGUUCGGUUGUGGUGUAAUCUUAUUGUCGAGCUUUCAAGUUUUAGCUAGCAGUUUUCCUGUUUUGCCUAAAGUAUUAUAUCUACAUGGCAUAUCUCGCUGCUUGCUUGAUGGGGUCGACGGCGCGAAAGUACUGGAAUACGCAGCCAAAUGGAUACUACUAGUCUCAGAUCGGAUCUACAUGGAAUACUGCUCCUGGCAGAUUUCCGUUUGUCCUACCAAGUUCCAAACUGCAGUUACAGUAGUCUACUGUCAUCGUGAAUGAAGUCAUGCAGAUGAAGAAACCGAAAGAUGACUAGGCUACGGCCGAGAAGUCAAUUCAAGCAUCGGCGAUGACUGUGCCCAGAAUGCUAAGUACCUAUUAGGGG